CCUCUAACAGGCGGCGUGUUGACUGAACUCACCAACAGGGGCUUCUGUGUAAGCUGAGGCUAAACAAACACAGAUGGUUCUCUGGGAGCCUUCACAAAAAAUGUUGGCAAUGCAGCUGGGAGUUCAGAUGGCACUUUGAAUGUCUGAGAACCGCACGCGGCUUCUUCCAAUUGUGUUACCGUACCGCGCGCUGUACAGAAUACAUGUGUCUUACAGACUUCCACAUUCUGACCAGCAACAUCCCACAAUGAAGAACCCUCAAGUUUUAGCACAUGAACAGUGGAACAUCCUCUACAAAGAAAGGGGACUUAAUGGAAUAAAGAAACUUAAAAGACGAAAUAAGGAGAUCCCAAAGCAAGGGUAUGGACUCAAAAGUUUCAGAAGUGGUCCCAAGGUCAGUGAACUGGUAUUCGCAAGAUUUACUGAAAGAAAUGAAACUCUGCAUGACAGAUUGCAAGGAAGAACCACAGUCUCUAGUGGCUUAACUUGCGAUCGCACUGAAGCAAGAAGAGGAACUGCCGAAGUUACUGACACCAGAUUUGGAGUAUUAACCCCAAUGACAGCUGGACUGCCAGUUCACAAUGUUGCACAAUGUAAAGAUAAAUAUUUAAGAGAAUCCCACACAUCCAUGUUGGACACCCAUACAACUGCAGAACAGAGUUUACAGUCUAGGAUAGUGUUAUGUCAGCGUCCGUCAGACAGCUCAUAUUCUUCAGUUUCACAUGCAUGUUACAGCAGUAACAGUAGUGAUGCCACUUCAUCACCUAGGAAACGGCCAGGUGAAGGAUCUGGCGUCUCCUCCGAGAUCAAAGCUAUCCAGCAGACAAGGAGGCUGCUUGCAAAUGCAAGAGAACGCACCCGUGUGCAUACCAUCAGUGCAGCGUUUGAAGCUUUAAGGAAACAGGUCCCUUGCUACUCUUAUGGCCAAAAGUUAUCUAAACUAGCCAUUCUGCGGAUAGCCUGUAACUACAUCCUAUCCCUUGCCAGGCUAGCAGAUCUGGAUUACAGCGCAGAGCACAGCAACAUGAGCUUCUCCGAGUGUGUGGAACAGUGCACUAGGACACUGCAAGCAGAAGGCAGAUCAAAGAAAAGAAAGGAGUGAAAAAAUGUGAAGUAUGGCGUACUCAUCAAAACCCAGAAAAGAUAUUAAGUUGCAACCAUUGCUGGAAAGCUCCAAGCCCUUAACUGAAUGCAUGGUUGAAGAUGAGACUGCUUCAAGAAACCUUAUUGUCAGUGCAGUAUUUACAGUUUGGAAGUUUUAUGCUUGUCAGAGCAAGCAGAAGAGACAGAAAAUGAAGACGAAGAAACGUUGUGGAUAAAUUAUGAACUGACAUUAUACAAUGUCCUUAGCACCUUCUCAGUAUUUUACCUUAGGAGGCACACUUUGGAACUUUGCCCUGCAAUUAGCUGAGUCGACAAACUGCCUGUUCAGCAAUGCCUUUGUUAAAAGUGCUAUGGGCUGAUUGUUACUUUGCAGAAAUAAAUGAAAACUUGUUUCAUAUUUUUUGUGUAACAGAAUGACUUUAGCUGCAGUCAUAAAUGAAGGUAAAUUAUUUUUAUAUAAGCACAGACUCACUGCUAUGUGUAUAUUAACUAAAAGAGUGUUUGUCCUUUUAACUGUAAUUGUAAAACUAUCAGCAGCUACUGGUUUUGUGUACUAGGUGAACAGGUGAGGCACUUGGAACUGUCCUGCAGCAAAAACAAGUGGCUGUUACAGCGAGACAGAUGGGUGAGUGGGCUCUAUGCAUCCAAGAUGCUUCAUAUUCUUUGGAGUAUAAAUGUAUUAUAGUGAACUGCAAACUGCUUAAUCACCCAGGAAUCAGUCUUCUUAUGAUCUGGUGUCAUUUGUUAACCGCAUAUACUGUUGAACCAUACUGCAAAUGUUUACACUCUGUAACAACAUUUAAAAUAGGCCUUUAAAUUUUAUAUGUAGGCUAGCACUUAACGCUUUUAAAAAAGGGAAGAAUACAUAGUCUUACUGAAAGCUUUAAGUCUUGCUUUUUCACUAAAACCAUUGAACGAUUUUUGGCUAAAAUUACAACAAAAUGAGAAAACAUAGAAUGGAUUUUCACAGGUCACCAAGAAAGAACCUGUUCUGUGACUGUGGUCUGUUAUUACCAUGUAUGGGGCAAAUCCUAUGGCUGUGAAACUGAUUAUGUGCAUAACUGUAGAGUAUAUAAUGAAACGGAAAAUGAUACCUUAUCAUUCAAAUAUGAUCACUCUUAACAGUAAGUAUUUAUUAUUAGAUGCUGUAUUAACUGUAUAAUUAAUAAUUCAUUCAUUUAAAAACAUAGAGAAAUAUGUCUAUUUUAAGAUAUACAUGUGAAAGGAGUCCCUUUACAGAGCACCAAUUCACAAGAUUCGUGAAAAGCCAUUUAUUUGAUUGAAGUAUAUAUAUUUUUAACAGUAGUCUACUUAAGACAAUGAAGGCAGCACUUACCAUGAUAAAUAAAUAUGUAGAGAAUGCCUAGUCAGCACUUUUUAUCCCAGCAGUUUGUCUGGUUUUCCUGCUUAUGACACUGUUCAGCCUGUUUAUAAACAUUCUGUACUAUUUACCGUCACUUGAUUUCUCCUUUCAGAUGAAGAUUGCCGGCAGAAAUUUGAAUUAUGGACAAUUUGCAGUGCCGGCAAUAUGUUACUGUUUGUUUUCUUUAAAGUCGCUCUGUGUUGUAAUUGUCAGGUGUAUAUAUUAAAAAAUAUUAACUCUUGAACUUUCGGAAUGAUUAAAAUAUAUCAGCAUUACAGCAAA
Molecule: messenger RNA, 2749 nt
Organism: Protopterus annectens (West African lungfish)
Lineage: Eukaryota; Metazoa; Chordata; Ceratodontiformes; Protopteridae
Gene: ATOH8
Product: atonal bHLH transcription factor 8
Exons: 3
Coding region: 140-1102 (320 amino acids)
Molecular function (GO): DNA-binding transcription factor activity; protein dimerization activity
Source: RefSeq, a predicted model, not a curated record